GCGCUCUCGGUGCCCAAGGAACCGGUGCUGCAGGCAUCGGUGGUGAGGGUGGUAUUUCUGGCGGAAUCGGAGGCUCGGCCGGGCUUAACGGUGGUCUCAACGGCGGCCUGAACGCCGGAGCGACUGGCACAGGUGCUCUCGGCGCCCAGGGAACUGGUGCUGCUGGUUUGAACAUUGGAGCAGGGCUUGGUGGCUCAGGCUCAGCCGGCUUGAAUGCAGGAGCAGGGCUUGGUGGCUCAGGCUCAGCUGGCUUGAACGCAGGAAUCGGCGGUUCUCUUUCUGGCGCUGCUGGCGGUUCCCUCGACGUACAUCUCGGUCUCAACAGCACCGUCAACGUCUGGGGUACUUUCGAGAUCCUCGCCGACCACAUUCACUCCUACACUGGUGCAAUCAACGCCACCUGCAACGGCAUCUCGGGCAAGGCCUCUGCUGCUCAAGUCGCUGAAGUCAAGGAGAACAUCCAGAUCCUCAUCGGACUCAUCGGUGAGGCCAAGGCUCACCUCAGCACUGUUAGCGGCAUCUCUGGCCACAGCAGCACUGAGCUCGCCGGUCUGAUCGCCGAGCUCCUCCUCGAGGUCGAGUUCACUGUCAAGUUCGCCAUCAAGGUCUGCGGUCUCUCCGGUCUCAAGCUCGUCAUCUUCUCUCUCGCCACUGCUUGCCACGGUUUGAUCACCAUUGCAUGCUCCGUCGUUGUCGGCCUCAAGGCUGAGCUCGCCGCUCACCUCAGAGGUGUUGUUGGCCUUGGUGCUUACGUUCUCGGCAGCAUCAUCUCCUUCAUCCUCUAG
This is a messenger RNA of Aureobasidium namibiae CBS 147.97, 785 nucleotides long. RefSeq lists its product as uncharacterized. The record is from RefSeq and is a predicted model, not a curated record. The transcript has a single exon. NCBI's taxonomy places the organism in Eukaryota, Fungi, Ascomycota, Dothideomycetes, Dothideales, Saccotheciaceae. The annotation marks the transcript as partial.